GCUACUAGUUAGCAAAGCGCGCGAACCAAGUGGACCCAGUGAGCGUGCUCGCGGUUCUGGUCGCUAUGGCAUCGUCCGGCAAGAAGCAGCGGCUCAGUCAUAGCAGCAGGAGCUCACAAACCUCCAGAGGGACCAUGUCCGCGGCCAGUCAGACCGCUGGGACCGACGGAGAGGAGCGGUUCGUGGAGGGAGCCAUACUUCGCAUCACCAUGAAAAACUUCCUGACCUAUGAUUACUCUGAGGUGCGUCCUGGACCUAAUCUGAACAUGAUUAUUGGAGCCAAUGGAACUGGCAAGUCUAGCAUUGUGUGUGCCAUCUGUCUGGGUCUGGCUGGGAAAACUGCUGUUCUGGGCAGAGGUGACAAGGUUGGACUCUAUGUCAAACGUGGAUGCAGUAAAGGCUAUAUUGAGAUUGAACUGUACAAGAGUGGUGGCAAUGUAGUGAUAAACAGAGAGAUCCAUCAGGAGAACAAUCAGUCACUGUGGAUGCUGAAUUGGAAACACUGCAACCAAAAAACGGUAGAAGAGGAGGUCAAGGCUCUGCGUAUCCAAGUCAGCAACCUCUGCCAGUUUCUCCCUCAGGAGAAAGUGGGCGAGUUUGCAAAGAUGUCCAAAGUUGAGUUGCUGGAGGCGACUGAGAAAUCAGUGGGUCCACCAGAGAUGUACGAGUACCACUGCGAGCUGAAAAACUUCCGCAACAAGGAAAGAGAACUGGAGAACGUUGUGAAGGAGAAGGCAAGCUUCCUGGAGAAGACCAAGCAGAGGAAUGAGAGGAACAAGCAUGAUGUUAAUCGCUACUAUGAAAGGAAGAGACAUCUGGAUGUGAUUGAGUUGCUUGAUAAGAAGAAACCAUGGGUGGAGUAUGAAACCACCCGCAAGGAGCUUGAAGGCGUGAAGAAGGAGCGUGAAGAGGCCAAAAGACAGCUUUCUGCCCUGAAGCAGGCUCAUGCACCCAUGCUGAGGAAAAUCCAGCUGAUUGAGAACCAGCUGCAGCCCACAGAGGCACAAAUAAAAACAAAGACUGCUGCCAUCAAAGACGCCUCUCUGAAGUGCAAACAGAAACAAGAUCAGUUGGAUCGAAAACACAAAGAGAUUGAAGAUAUUAAACAAACGCUCAAGCUGAAGCAGAUGGAGGAGGAGGACCACCAGAAGCGAAUCAGUAACACCAAGCGAAUCAUCGAAGACUUGAAGGCAGAGCUUGCCAAAGUUGGCGACCAACCAGACGUGACCCCACGCAUCAAUGCCGUCAACAUGGAGCUGAGGCAUAUCCAGGAAGACAGAGCCAAGAUCGAAGGAGACAAGGCUGACCUGCGCAGGGAGAAGGACCAUCUCAUUGCAGAGUCCAAAAGUUUGGAGAGGAAGCUCAGAGACAUGAACAACAUGAUGAAUGCCAAAGAGGAGAAGCUGCGAGGACGCCACAAGGACACGCAUGCUGCCCUCCAGUGGCUCAGGAAAAACAAACAAGUAUUUGUUGGAAAUGUCCAUGAGCCGAUGAUGCUGGUGAUCAAUGUGAGGGAUCCUAAAUUUGCUAAGUAUGUGGAGAACCACAUCUCAUUCCACGACCUUCGGGCAUUUGUCUUCCAGAGGAAAGACGACAUGGAGAAGUUCAUGACCGAGGUCCGUGACAAGAUGAACUUGAAAGUGAACUCCAUUUGUGCUCCGGACCUGUCGUGUUCUAAGCGAACACCUUCCCGAAAUAUCGAGUCCCUGAGGCGUUUUGGGUUCUUUACUUACCUCCGUGAGAUGUUUGAUGCCCCUGAUGAGGUGAUGAGUUACCUCUGUCACCAGUACAAGGUGCACGAUGUCCCGGUGGGCAAUGACCAAACCAAAGCCAUGAUUAAAACAGUGAUUGAGGAGCCCUAUCUGAAGGUGUUAUUUACAACGGAGGAGAGAUACACCGUGAAAAGAUCCUUUUACUCAAAUCAGAUUAGUACCAGUAACUCUGCAGUGCACUCCUCGCAGUACCUCACCAUCACUGUGGAUGCUGAAGAGAAACGGCAGCUGGAGCAGCAGAUGAAGGCCUGUCAGUUAAAGCUACGAGAAAUUGAUGAACGGAUGAAGGCCCUGCAGAAGGAAACGGCCGCACUCGAUCGGCGUGACAAUGAACUGUUGGCAGAGAAGAAGCAACUCUCUGAACUGAAGGGUAAAAAGAGACAACUGGAGCAAAAAAUCAGCACCAAACAGGACAGUCUGAAGCAGAUGGAGCACAAUGUUAUUGACCUGAAGAAGGUCGAAGAGGAAACUAAAGAGAAAAUUGCAGCCGUCAAUUCCCAGAAGGUGACCAUAGUCACUGAGUUCAUGGCCCAAAUGAAGCUAAGAGCAAAGCUGACCAUGGAGAAAGUCUAUCUGGCUUUGGAGACGGUGGGACUGACAGCAGAGAAGACAAAGCUGGAGAAUGACUGUAGAGAGCGUGCCUCUGAACUGAAGACCACUGAUCAAAAAUGCAGCCGACUGGAGCACAGGAAAGUCCAGCUGACAGAACAGUGCAAAGGCUUGUUGAAGAGAGCGCAGGCCACCUGUAGGAUGCAACCUGAUCAGUCAUUACCUGAAGACCUGCGCAAUGCUUUCAGCAAGCUGCCCGACACGUUGGAUGAGAUCGAGGCCAUGCUGAAUGAGGAGCGGUCCAGAGCCGAGUGCUUCACUGGCCUCAGUGAAAAUGUUGUUGACGAGUACAACAGGAGAGAGCAGGAGAUCAAACAUCUGGAGAAAGAGCUGGAAGAGAAGAGCAACGCCCUGAACGCCUACAGACAGAACAUAUCAGAGGCUAAGGAGCGCUGGCUGAAUCCUCUGAAGCAGCUGGUUGAACAGAUAAACGACAAGUUCAGUGAUUUCUUUCGCUCCAUGCAGUGUGCAGGAGAGGUUGAUCUGCACUCAGAGAAUGAGGAGGAGUAUGAUAAGUAUGGGAUCCGCAUCCGGGUGAAGUUCCACAGCAGCACUCAGCUCCACGAGUUGACGGCUCACCAUCAGAGCGGAGGAGAGCGCAGCGUCUCCACCAUGCUGUACCUCAUGGCCUUACAGGAGCUCAACCGGUGUCCUUUCAGAGUGGUGGACGAGAUCAAUCAGGGAAUGGAUCCUGUAAAUGAAAGAAGAGUCUUUGACAUCGUGGUCCGCACCGCCUGCAAAGAAACAACAUCCCAGUACUUCUUCAUCACACCAAAACUGCUGCAAAACCUUGAGUACGCCGAGAAGAUGACGGUUCUCUGUGUCAACAACGGCCCUCACACGCUUUCCCCCAGCGAAUGGGACGAGAAGGCUUUCAUCAGACGCUGUCUCCAAAGAAAAGCCAGGGCAUGAAUUCACAGAGCCGACUUGAUGUUCGUCAGCUCGCUUGGUUUCCAGAUCAAAAGUUCAAAAAGUUCAACUGAUAUUUAUAAUUUAGGUUCAAAUAACUGUCUUCAUAUAUUCAUUCUGAACUUUUCACGGUUUUAAGGAUGGACGUUAUGUAAAACAAGUUUAUUGAAAACAGAACUGUAUUUGUUUCAUUUGCACAUUUUCUUAGUUUUGUCUGUUUCAGUAACAAUAUGUUCUUGUUUAUAUAUUUGAAUAAAAUAUUUUGCUGUUUCUGUAUCAAAGGAGUUUAAUAUUCACUUUAAAAAAAACAUAAGUGCUCCUCAAAGCACUGAAAGAACUCAUUUAUUUUGCUUAAUAAUGACUGAGCUGUAAUUGUGCUCUCUGCUGUAUCUCCUGUUUAAAAACUUGCGUGAAGGAAUACUGGCUUGGUUCGUCUUUGAGACAAACCUCACUACAGAAAGACACAUUUCUCUGAGAUUUAGCUUCCAUCAGAAUUUGCAUGAGAAAUGUUGCUGACGUGAGUUUCGAUUAGGCCCCACUCCGACUGGUCCUAUGAGAAACCAGUGCUUGUAAAGGUUUCAGAGAUACAUAUUGAAUAUGCACAAACCGGCGGUGGGGGAAUGGAUAUGCUGUCUUGGCUGCCGUCUGAAUGAAAGUGGUAUGUUACGAAUUCGCGACAAUGGGCAUCAAAGGACUAAUCCCGGCUGCUUCAAUCUCGGCUACAAACCGCCUCAAUUCACGCUGAAGGUCACGUCCUGAACAAGCCAAUUGCGUCACAUCGUCUGCAAAAACAAAGAUGCUCUCAAACCAGAAUGCAACAACCGGGGAUGGAGACAAGGAGCAACACUGGUGGAGUCCACCACCCACCAGACUCUUGGACUGCAGCAUCAUCUGUCCAUUGUGUUGUUUUAAGCUGCUGCUGUGUUUUAUGAUCUGUCAGAUGAACAGAUCAGUGUUCAUGCAACUCACAGUGUUUCAUCCAGUAUAUGCUGUACAUGUUAUGACUGAGUGUCUAUUUUCCGCCUGUGUGUGUCUUUUAUGCAUCACAGGGUCAAAAAAGACUCACAAGGACACACCUGUACAUCGACUCUUCAAAAUGUUGUGCAGUGUGUUGUACUGCACAGGUGCAUGCUUGUGCUACUUUCUCUGCUACUUUUUUUGACACAUUUGAGAUUUUUACGUGUAUAAAUUGUAGUAUUUGUUACAAUUACAUUAUUUCACAUCAGAAUUUGGCUACAAAAUGCUGAAAAUGAAUCACUUCAAACUGUACAAAUAAUAUAUAUUUACUUUAUA
Molecule: messenger RNA, 4583 nt
Organism: Acanthochromis polyacanthus (spiny chromis)
Lineage: Eukaryota; Metazoa; Chordata; Actinopteri; Pomacentridae
Gene: smc5
Product: structural maintenance of chromosomes 5
Exons: 24
Coding region: 66-3293 (1075 amino acids)
Biological process (GO): double-strand break repair via homologous recombination
Cellular component (GO): Smc5-Smc6 complex
Molecular function (GO): ATP hydrolysis activity; ATP binding
Source: RefSeq, a predicted model, not a curated record